AUGAGCGUACUUGAUUAUUACUCGGAAGAUGUUGUGGCGGCUGAAGAGCCUGAAAUUUUAGAGGCUUCAAAUCCAGUGUACGUCGAUGACUCCUCGUACUCUUGUGAAACAAUUCAUCCAUGUGUCUCAUCAGGUAUUGCUUAUAUCCCUAGUCAAGAAAACCUGUCACAACUUGAAAGUCAAUUACAAUCCAGACAGGUAAAGCAUUCCGAUGGUGGUGAACCAGACACCUUUGAUGACUCGAAUUCAGCUCUGGAUGAAUUUUUGAACAAAGUACGAGAACGCGUAGUUUCGUCAAAACUUGAACGUGAAUUAGAAGAGUGGAAUUUGAUCAUUGGAGCCCUGAAGGAUAAAAGUGGCUUACUUCGCAAUGCAUAUUUAUCGAAGCAUACUGAGCUACACCAUGAUGAACCUGAAAUCAGUUUCACUGUUGAUUCAGAAACCGUUUCGAAAAUUCUUUUAUUAUUGGAAAAAGUUGAAAAGCUGGAAAACUUGACAGGAGCUGAAAGCAGCCCUAUAGAAAGUGGUAGCAUUCAAUUGCAGCUCAAUGUUCUGACUCAAAAAAUUCAAGCUUUGCAGACUUACAUGUCCCGACAAAGCAAAAAAGUGCCUACCAAAGUAGCAAUUACCGAUAGCUUGUUCUCGAUUGAAAGAGAAAGCUCUUUGCUUAAAAAGAUCGAUUACCUGUAUGAAAGAUAUGCAUCAUUGCGCAUAUAUAACUUGGAGAAAGUCAAUACUAAAUUGAGAUCCAUUGGCUUAAUGGCAAAUUCUAUUGCUCCUUCAAGCGACUUUCUCAACAAUGCAGACAGCGAAUUUAAUGCGAUGCAACGUCAAAUCACAGAUUGGGAAAACAAGAUUUCUGUUAUUGAGGCACGCAUGGCUGAAAACCGUAAAAUGAUGGGGGAAAACCAAUCUCAAGUGGAAAUUUGGAUCAAGAAACUAGAAGAAAAGCUAAAGAGCUAA
Molecule: messenger RNA, 963 nt
Organism: Ogataea angusta
Lineage: Eukaryota; Fungi; Ascomycota; Pichiomycetes; Pichiales; Pichiaceae
Exons: 1
Coding region: 1-963 (320 amino acids)
Source: RefSeq, a predicted model, not a curated record